Carassius auratus (goldfish) is the source of this 1268-nucleotide messenger RNA. RefSeq names its product OCIA domain-containing protein 2-like. The transcript has 6 exons. NCBI's taxonomy places the organism in Eukaryota, Metazoa, Chordata, Actinopteri, Cypriniformes, Cyprinidae. The coding region runs from base 278 to 745 and encodes 155 amino acids. Gene Ontology annotation, cellular component: mitochondrial inner membrane. The record is from RefSeq and is a predicted model, not a curated record.
AGUGAUUGUUAUAUAAAUUCAAAUAGCACAGUGUUCACGUGUGUGUGUGUCUGUGUGUGUGUGUGUGUGUGUGUGUAAUUUGCAAGGUAACCAUGACAUUGAAUUUGGGUUGAAGCUACAGGUCAUAACACUUCCUCCAGUGGGAGGUGCAUGACAGCUAUUGAAGGAGAGGUGGAGCUCCAUGAGGUAAAAAAAAAAAAACAUUCAGCAAAUAGGGUGACUACAUAGUAGUAGAAGAAGAAGAAGCAUAGCAGACAAAUAGAAAAGAGAGGAGCGCAUGAAUGAAAAAGACAUGAGUACAGAAGGAAAUCAGAGUACAGGAGGAGGAGGAGAGGUGGACACAAAACCUGGCCAGUCUGGGUGGAAGCAAUUCCAGUGCCCCAUAGCUGAUCCGCACUUUCCUAGGGAAGAUAUAAAGAAGAUAUGGAAGGAGUGUCAGUACGAGAGCUUCUGGUAUCGAGCUGUUCCACUCUCUACUGGCAGCAUGGCUGUGACUGGUGGCCUCAUUUACAGCGUGGCGGGAAUUGUGGGUUACGCAGUAGGCAAAGCUUCUUAUUUUGGGACCUGUAGAGAGAAGUUCAACAAUAAACUGGGACCAGAGUUCGCCAGAGGGUUUGGUCCUCCUGGAUUUAGAGCUGGUGGCUUUAAACCUGGACAUAAACACUGCAUCCAUGUGUGUGAAAAGUGCAAGCAAGAAGAAGCACAGAGCACAGCAACAGUGUCUGAUGCACCCACUCAGAGCUGAGAGUCUUUGGAAUUCGCAGGACACCGCUCAUUACGCCAUGUCAUUUCUUUUUAAAUAAAAAAUAAAUAAAUUAUAACAGAAAUAUUUAGCCCUUUUGAAAAUAAUGCAAAACAAAGCAGCUAAAAUCUUGAAUGGAGCUCAAGCCUUACUAACCAGCAGGGGGCGCCAUGACCAAGAAAUUGUUUUUUUUACAAUUUAUUGACUUGAACUAUAGGUCUGUCAAAUAGAAUAAAUAUUUUAACACUAAGACAUGUAGAGUUUAUACAUGACGUGGAUAUGAACAACGUAACUAAGUAAUGUAUGCUGUUGUAGUCAAAUUAAUCCACCUCAUUAGAUUGAAUAUGAUUCUCUUUUUUAAGUUCUUAUAACGUUACAUUCCAAUGAUAUUUGCUCAGCUUUUCUUUUGUUUAUAAUGUAGAGAAGGGAGUGGAGGUUUCUGUUCAAUUUUAUGAUAGUAAGCAGCUGCCUUUUAUCAGAGCAGAAUCAUAAUAUUGUACUGCAAAACGAACUCAUGAAAAUCGGA